Messenger RNA from Toxoplasma gondii ME49, 4480 nucleotides. Its product is annotated as DNA ligase 1, putative. Gene Ontology annotation, biological process: DNA recombination; DNA repair; DNA biosynthetic process. Gene Ontology annotation, molecular function: DNA ligase (ATP) activity; DNA binding; ATP binding. The coding region runs from base 163 to 4158 and encodes 1331 amino acids. NCBI's taxonomy places the organism in Eukaryota, Apicomplexa, Conoidasida, Eucoccidiorida, Sarcocystidae. The record is from RefSeq and is a predicted model, not a curated record. The transcript has 12 exons. Gene Ontology annotation, cellular component: mitochondrion; nucleus.
GAGAGAAGCAAAGCAAGCGACCCAGUAGAGGAAAGAGAAGAAACGCGAGUCGAGGGAAAUCCUCUACACACAAUCAAAGAGCGAAGGUCGCCGGUGUCGCUGCUCGUCAAACGGCGUGCAUGUCUUGCAGAGCAUCUUCGACGCAAGCCAUCGCGAGAGCUGAUGACCGGAAACAGCUCUUCUUCCUCUCUUCUUCUCCCUGACGGUCUCUGCCUUCUCUUCUUUCUUUUUCUCGCCUGUCCACUGUCUUUGGUGCCCUCUCUGCUCGCGUUCUUCCUUGCUGCUUGGAUUGGCGUCGUCUUAACCUCGACAGCUCCCUUUCUUCGAGCUGCCUCACUUCCUCCCUCUCGUCUCUCCAGUCUCCACGACAGUCUCCGGGUCGCCUACGGCUUGCCCGGCCUCUUUCGGACUUUCUUGCAGCCUUCCGAGAAACAACUGCGUCGCCGAAGAAGAACGACGGCGUCAAUCCGCCGCCGGCUCUAUUUCUUCCUCUUCUCGUCCGUCGUUGUCCUGUUGACUUCUCCCCCUCUCCCGGCUGCUGCACUCCCCGUUCCUGCUUUCGAAGUCCCAGCGAAUCCUCUCGUCGGCCGCGUUUCUUCUCGCGCUGUUCCCUUCGCGUCGACGCCUGCCUCCUUGCCGUCCAGCGCUCUUCUGGCUCCUCGACGUCCGUCCUUCCUCCUCUCGCCCUUCCCCGCUCCCCUCCACACCUCCUCCCAAUCUGCACCCGCUGUGCGGCUCUGCGAAUCCCCUUCUUCUUCUUCCUCUUCUUCUUCGCGUCGCUUGUCUCCUCUCCGCCCCGCCAUCACCAUGAAGAAGGCUGCGGCCGUCCCCGCAAAGAAGCAAACCUCCAUUCUGAGUUUUCUCAGCCGCAAGGACGACACCCGCGCGCCGUCGUCCACGAAGACUGGAGACUCGAGAGCAGACGCGACGGCGAAUCUGCUUGCAGGCCUUGCUCCAGAGGAGAGUGCGGUGCCCCUGCGAAAGCGGCAGUUGCCGGCGAGCGCCGCUGCUUUCUCUCCGUCGGCCAAGAAAAGAAGAGAAGGCGGCUGCGAGCGCGAGGAGACAGAACGCGCUGAAGUCCCUCAGGAAGACGCCAGAAGAGAGGCGGUCGCGAGCCUGAAGGACCAAGAGGCUUGCCUGGUGGAAGACGCGCCGGAGGUGAUCGGCAGCGACGGGAGGCGCAGAGGACGGCUGAGGAAAGAACUCGAGAGAGACGCGGAAAACGACGUCAACGAAGGCAAUGGCCAGUCGAACGCAGCGACAGAAAACGUCGAAACGGGCGUCCACGCUGAGGCGCAGGCAGACCGCCACACACACACAAACGAAGACGCCGAGGAUGACCCUGUCAGCGAGGCAGUCAGCGACCGAGAGUCGAUCGACUCUGACUCUUCAGUGGCGUCGUCUCGCGAUGCGUCGCACCCCCGAGGGGAUGUAAAGAAAGUGUCGGCGUCGUCUGCGGCUGGGCGUCGUGCGUUGGAGAUGCUACAGAAGAAGAAGCGAUCGCCUGGCUCUGAGAAGAGGAAAGCAGCGCUCUUCUCCGACAGCGAGGACGCGGCCGCCGGCUCGAUGUCCGAGGACGAGGGGCGCCACGAAGCCAGCAAGGCCAAGAAGUCCGUUCUGGAAGCGCUUGCAGAGCGCAAAGGAGAGUCGCGAGAGGAGACCGCGAACGAGGAAACGAGGAAGGAGAAGAAGCGCGAGGCUCCCCAAGAGAAGAAGAGCACGACGAGGAAGAAGAAAUCCGAGGACGACGAACAGCUGAAAACUGGCACACUCUUUGCCGUGCGUGUCUUGGGGAAGGACUCUUCCGCCGACCUCUCCUCGCCUCUCUUCGACCCUGCGGCUGUUCCCCUCGCGAGCGUCUCUGCCAAGAAGUCGGAGCGUUCCUCGAAGAAGGAACCUGUCGACGACUCACCCCCCAUUCUCUUCGAGGCACUCGUGAACGCAUUCGAUAAGAUCGAACAGAUGAAGGCGAGCGGGACAGGCAGCAACAAGAAGCAGACAGUUGUGCUAACGAAUCUGUUUCGCCUUUUGCUUUUCUACGCGCCCAAGACGCUCCACAAAGCGAUCUACAUUUGCCUCAACAAAGUGGCGCCCGACUACCUGGGGCAGGAAGUCGGCGUCGGAGAGUCGCUGAUCCUCAGGGCGAUGGCAGAGACCUACGGACGCACAGAAGCGCAUCUGAAAAAAGAGUUGCAACACAUUGAGGACUUGGGGAAGAUUGCGGAGCAGAGUUCAUGCAAGACGCGGACUCUCUUCCCUCCUCCUCGCCUCACGAUUGACGGCGUCUUCGACCAGGUGAAGGCGAUCAGCCAGUGUGCUGGGAAGGACAGCCAGGUGCAUAAACGCGAGUUGCUGAAGCGUCUGCUCGUCGGAGGAAAGGGAUCGGAGCCAAAGUACAUCAUUCGCUUUCUUCAACAAAGAAUGCGCACUGGCGCCUCCACUGCGACAGUUUAUCAGGCACUUGCCUUUGCAUGCUUCCUCACGCAUAACGCCCGCAACGGACGCCCUGCCAUCGGUGACACACGCCGCUACGUUCCUUCCCCAGAAGAAACCAGCAAAGAUCCUUCCUCGUCUCCUUCCUCUCCUUCCUCGUCUCCUUCCUCGUCUUCUUCCUCGUCUUCUUCCUCGUCUUCCUCGUCUUCUUCGUCUUCUGCUCCGUUGCCUUCUUCGAUGAGCGCGGUCGAGCUGGAGUCUCACCUGUCGCGGAUGGAGCAGAGCGUCCGUCGAGCUCUGUGCGAAGUUCCAAAUGUGGAGGUUGUGGUGGGGCAUCUGCUCCAGGGGGCAGACGCCGAGGCACUUUCGUCGCUCUGCGUAGCGACACCCGGAAUUCCCUUGCAGCCCAUGUUGGCUCGGCCGACGCGCGGAUUCGAGGAAGUUAUGGAGCGACUGAAGCAGACCGAAUUUACGUGCGAAUUCAAGUACGACGGCGAACGCAUUCAGCUUCACCUAGUCAGCGAACAAGCGGCGAAACGAACCCCGGGGCUGUGUCCUUCCUCAACAGGCGCUUCUGCUUCUUCCUCGGCAGGCGCUUCUGCCUCUUCCUCUCCACCGGCGUCUGCGUCUUCUGCCUGUGGGCCGCUGCGGAAGAUCUCUCCGACUCGCGUGCGGUUGUUCAGUCGCAACUUGGAGGAGAUCACGCAAAAGUAUCCCGACGUCAUCGACAUGUUUCUCGCCUCUCUCCAACCGACCACGGAGGAGUGCAUUCUCGAUGGGGAGGUGGUGGCUUACGACGAGGAGAACCGGACGAUUCUCCCCUUCCAGACUCUCACAAGGAGGAAGCGAAAGGGCGUCGAAAAAGACGGCAUCGAAGUGCGUGUGGCGCUCUUCCUCUUUGACUGCAUGCGCCUGAACGGCGAGUGUCUUCUGGGCAAGACCCUCGAGGCGCGCCGCGAAAAAAUGCGGCAAGCCAUCGACUUUGAACGCAGUCCUCUCGUCCAACAGGCGGCCUACAAGGACAUCCGUGGAGCCCAGGACUUCGAGGACUUCCUCACGGAAGCAAUUGAAGGCAACUGCGAGGGGUUGAUGGUCAAAACUCUCAGAGAAAAUGCCACCUACGAACCGUCCAAGCGCUCUCUUAACUGGCUCAAGGUGAAGAAAGACUAUGUCGACGGACUCACGGACUCGGUGGAUCUCGUCCCCAUCGGUGCGUGCUACGGAAAGGGGAAGCGAAGUGGAACUUUCGGCACCUACUUGCUCGCCGUGUACAAUCCCGCAGAUGAAACGUUUCAGACCGUUUGCAAAGCAGCAACGGGUUUCAGCGAGGAGGCGCUUCAACAGCACCACAAGGCUCUGAGUGACCGCAUCAUUUCACACAAAAAACCUUACUACGAUGUGUCUCCGAAGCUUGAAGCAGAUGUGUGGUUUGAGGCCUGCCAGGUUUGGGAGUGCCGAGCAGCCGACUUGUCAAUUUCCCCUGUCCAUACAGCUGGAAUCGGAGAAAAGUCUCCUGAUAAGGGUAUUGGUCUGCGCUUCCCGCGAUUCUUGAGAGUCAGAGAAGACAAGAACCCCGAACAGGCGACGACAUCGACGCAGAUUGUCGAGAUGUAUACAAAUCAGUUUCGGCAGAACAAAGUUCACGGUGGCAGAACCAACGCAGAGAGAGAGGAGGAAGAAGUGGAAGACGAGAGUGAGUCCGAGGAGCAAAGGAAGGAGGAUUAGGCGAAACGGAGACACGCACGAUGGAGAGUGAGACAGUCCCUCUUUUACUACGUACUCUGCAGAAACAGCUUACCAACGAUUUUGUCUCAGAGGUCCGUUCUGAACGGCAUAUACGCCGAUCGAGACGAUGGGAAAAGUGCGUGAGGUGGAAGAACACGGGGAGAAAACGCGAGAAAACCCCCGAAGUGUGAGCGCGUAAAACGCAAAAGUGGAAAUCGCAAAAACGAACGUGGGGAACAGAAACAGGGCUAUGUUCCUGCUUUCAGAGAGAUCGACUCAAAGCAAUGCAGCAGCUCUAUUUCGAAGAACGUUUUUCGACUUU